Molecule: messenger RNA, 860 nt
Organism: Chaetomium strumarium
Lineage: Eukaryota; Fungi; Ascomycota; Sordariomycetes; Sordariales; Chaetomiaceae
Product: ribosomal protein L23
Exons: 4
Coding region: 100-570 (156 amino acids)
Biological process (GO): translation; ribosomal large subunit assembly
Cellular component (GO): ribosome; cytosolic large ribosomal subunit
Molecular function (GO): structural constituent of ribosome
Source: RefSeq, a predicted model, not a curated record
AUUUCAAGCAAUUUUGUUUGACCCAAAUUUCGCGAUUUCUUUCUUCAACCACGACCGACUCGACGACUUCGCCCAGCGCCGACACACACAACCUCCGAAAUGGCUCCCAAGGACAACAAGAAAGGCGGCGCCUCCAAGGCCGGCAAGGGUGCUCAGGCCAAGAAGGCUGCCCAGGCCGCCCUGAAGGGUGUGCACUCGCACAAGAAGACCAAGGUCCGCCACACGACCACCUUCCACCGGCCUAAGACCCUCGUCCUGUCGCGCGCCCCCAAGUACCCGCGCAAGUCGAUCCCUCACGCGCCCCGGCUCGAUGAGCACAAGAUCAUCGUCCACCCUCUCAACACUGAGGGCGCCCUGAAGAAGAUCGAGGAACAGAACACCCUCGUCUUCAUCGUCGAUGUCAAGGCCAACAAGGCCCAGAUCAAGCAGGCCCUCAAGAAGCUCUACGACAUUGACACCGUCAAGAUCAACACCCUGAUCCGCCCUGACGGCUCCAAGAAGGCGUUUGCCCGCCUGACUCCAGAUGUCGAUGCUCUCGACAUUGCUGCCACCAAGCUUAACCUCGUCUAAACUUGUUAUUCUGGCUGGGAGCUGAGGGGGGAAAAAACGGUCGGUCGGCACAUGGAAGGGUCAUGGGUUGCAUUUUAAUCGGCGUCAGAUACCUGGGCUUGGGCACGAUUUGGCAAUGAAAAGGACGAAUUGACACCACCCUUUGUAUCUGGGCCCUCCUGUUUCAGCGACUUGCUGCAGAUCUCGCCGGUAGCUGCUCGAAGACGACGAGCCGAGGCCUGAGAUGUCUUCCACACCACGAGGGGCCCAUGGAGCCAAGACGUAGCAAAUGCAAAUAGAUCGCACCAUGG